Molecule: messenger RNA, 786 nt
Organism: Striga asiatica
Lineage: Eukaryota; Viridiplantae; Streptophyta; Magnoliopsida; Lamiales; Orobanchaceae
Source: the annotation of a GenBank genome assembly
AUGCAGGCGAAUGAACAUAAGGAGACAGUCAAUGGGCUGGGAGGAGGAUGCGUAGGCUCGAAGGAGAACGUUCCAGGAGUAGAGAUUUGGUUGGGGAAUUUGGUCGAACACUUGGCGGGCGUAGCGAAGGCUGGGGGACUCGGAGAAGGCGGACGAGUGGAGGAGCUUGCUGGCGGAGAACGGGUCGGAGAAGAGCCCGGCCCGGAGCAUCUGGGCGUGGAUUUGCUUGAGCUGGUGGGGCGUCGAGCACCGGUCGAUGAGCGAGAUGGUGGGGUGGCUCGCAAAGCGGCGGUCGGUGGUGGUGGUUUGGAUGGUGGCGGCUCAUUUGUUAUUGCAUACUCAUUGGCUGAGUCUCAAAAUGAAGUUACUGCUGCAACUAACUACAACACCAGGGUUGUCGAGUGUCAUUUAGCUUCUGUAAAGUGUAUGUGGGAUAAAACUUUGGAUGAGUACGCAAGAAGCAAUAGCAGAGAUAAAGGGAAUCUUGCUAUUUCUCAUAAGUUAGUUCAACUGAGACAUAAAAGAGGUACGAACCGGGAAGUAGAAUCAGAAAGAAAACCCUUACCAACGAGGUUAGCGGCCGUAGCCAAUCGGGUCGGGCGGUGGCAGAUGGGCGGCGUCUCUGCAAGGAGUGAAGUCGAGACCGUGACGGUGGAAUUAACGGCGACAGGAGUGAAGCUUGGGCCGUGGCGGUGGGAUUGGCGCUUGGCUGCGGCAGGCUAUGAGGAGCAAGCAGAGAAUGAAGGAAGACAGAUUGUCGAUUCAAUUCUCCUGGAAGUUUUCUAA